Drepanopeziza brunnea f. sp. 'multigermtubi' MB_m1 is the source of this 918-nucleotide messenger RNA. RefSeq lists its product as uncharacterized. Gene Ontology annotation, cellular component: cytoplasmic exosome (RNase complex); nuclear exosome (RNase complex). NCBI's taxonomy places the organism in Eukaryota, Fungi, Ascomycota, Leotiomycetes, Helotiales, Drepanopezizaceae. Gene Ontology annotation, biological process: nuclear polyadenylation-dependent mRNA catabolic process; nuclear mRNA surveillance; U1 snRNA 3'-end processing. The record is from RefSeq and is a predicted model, not a curated record. Gene Ontology annotation, molecular function: mRNA 3'-UTR AU-rich region binding.
AUGCCGCGCGAAGUAGAGCCCUCGCUCAACGAGCGCCAGUUCUUCGCCAAAGCACUCCAUGAGAAUAUACGGCUCGAUGGCCGGGCAUUCGACCAGUAUCGAGCUGUAGAGCUGGAAUUCGGGGAGGAGUUAGGCGUGGUGGAUUUGAGUCUGGGGAAGACGAGAAUACACACCCACAUCUCCGCGACCAUCACCCCGCCGCUGCCCACGCACCCGACAGACGGCCUCUUCACCAUCACCACCGAGCUCUCCCCCAUGCUCUCCCCCUCCAUCGAAUCCUCCUCGCGCCCCUCCGUCAACGAAACCUUGCUCUCGCGGCUCCUCGAGAAGACCAUCCGCCGCUCCAGCGCCCUCGACACCGAGUCCCUGUGCUUGAUCGCCGGAUCGAAGGUCUGGCAUAUACGCGCCGAUGUGCAUGUGCUGAGCCAUGAUGGGAAUCUGGUCGAUGCGGCUUGCCUGGGCGUUAUCGCGGCGCUGCAGCAUUUCAGAAAGCCGGACGUCGAGACGAAGGGGGAGGAGGUGAUCGUUUAUUCGACGAGGGAGAGGGAGCCUGUAAAGCUUUCGCUAUUGCAUUUCCCGUUAUGCGUAACGUUCAGCUUUUAUGGCGAGGGCAUCUUGGGCAAGGACGGGGAAGGCGAGAAAGAGAAAGUGCUGCUCGAUGCUGGCUUGUUGGAAGAGCAGCUGAGGGAGGGUAGUGUGACGGUGGGCAUGAAUCGGCACGGGGAGGUGUGUCAGAUUGCUAAGCUGGGAGGUGUACCUGUGCAUGCAUUGACGGUGCUGAGGUGUGUGGAGGUUGCAGGCCUGAAAGUGAAGGAGAUGAGCAGCUUCAUUGCGAGAAGGUUGCAGGAAGAUGCGAAGAGGAGAGAUAAGGGAGGUAUGGAGAAAGAGCUGAGGGCGGAGAAUGAUCGGGUGUCAUAA